Molecule: messenger RNA, 774 nt
Organism: Plenodomus lingam JN3
Lineage: Eukaryota; Fungi; Ascomycota; Dothideomycetes; Pleosporales; Leptosphaeriaceae
Source: RefSeq, a predicted model, not a curated record
AUGCCCGCCUAUUCAGAAUCGAGGAUGCUCGACCUAGGGGCUGAAGUCAUCACUGUCCAAGUAGAACGAGAACCCGAUUACACCAAAUUCACAAUCCACGAGACUCUGAUCCGCAAAUCAUCGCUCUUUUUUGAAGCUGCCCUUGGUCGCAAAUGGCGCGAAGCUGAAGACCGGAUUGUAAAGCUACCCACAUUGGAAGCUGGAGAUUUCCGCGUCUACAUCCAGUGGCUGUACACUGGCCGUUUGCACGUCGUGCCCGCUACUGAAGUCGAUAGUCUUCUAGACAUUGCAACACUCGCGCAGGCCCACCUUCUCGGAGACUACCUACAGGACACGAACUACCAGGACCACGCCAUGGACCUCAUGAUUGAAUGGUACCGCAAAUCCAGUACCAAGACAGUUCAAGCAUUCGCCGACGCGAGGGCAGCCGGCUUAUACGAACGCACGGCCGAGCAUGGCGGACUUCGCCGCUUCCUCGUCGAUGUGAUUGUCUGGAGAGUGGGGGACUAUUGGCCGGAUCCAAAUGCUUCGACGCUGUGCGAUGGACUGCUACAAGACGUUUUGAAUGCGAUUCCACAUUAUCGCGAGGGUUAUUUCGAGACGGAGCCUCUUUGGAAGGAGGAUACGUGCGUCUACCACUGCCAUGAAGACAACGCGUGUUACAAAGCGGCGGAUCCAGAAAUCAUUCCAGGCUCGACCUCGAUCUUGACUUUUCUAGUUCCCCCUCCGGCUGAGCCAUCAUGCGUUCUGAUAGGGGGCUGGUUUGAAGUUUGA